AUGGCUCACUCUCGCGACCGAGAGAACCCUGCGUCACCGAGGUCGUCCGCUGGUGGCGCAGAAUCCUUCAAAGGAACACCCGAGACACGACUGACGGCAUUCUCACCUGAAGAUGGCUCUGCAAAGUCUUCAAAGCUUCUCCAAGGCCUUGUGCGCUCCUCGUCGGCCACGCCACCUGUUGGCCUGCCUCCCGGCACCUAUCGCGGCUCCGCGGGCCACUUGGACAAAGACCCCUUCGUCACUCCUUCCCAUCGAUCUGAGAGCCGACUGUCCCCAACUGCGUCAGCGUUUAGCCCUUUCGCAAACACCAUCAGCGUCCCCUUGCCCAACAACACAGGUCCACUUGCGACGGGGCUGAGCACUGAUUUGGGUGUAUCUCGACACUUGGACAUCUCCUCGGCAACAUCUCUUACCGUGUCCGAAGUGAACUCCUGGCUUUGUGACGUGGAGGCCCAUGGGGAUCCCCCGCAUGGGACUCGCGUCUUCGACUCUUUCGAAGGGCAUGUUUACAUCCGCUUUUCGGAUAUCAGAGAUGCCUGCUCAGCGUAUUCCAGUAUUCGACUGGCUGGCGCGACCUGGCAAGUAGAAUACGCGGAUUCCGGCCCUACUGCCCAGGAUGACCGUCUACGCCACGACAGCAGACUUCCGUAUCCCGCGCAAGUGAAUGUGCUUGCUGUCGUCCCACAGCAUGUCGUUGCAGACGCACUUCAAGUCACCGAUGUUGUUCAACGAUUGCUACAGUCGCAUGGACGUCUGUUUGCGUUCAUCAAACGCUCAACUUUCCCCAACGGAUCGUUUACGGCUGUGGCUGAAUUCUGCGAUAUUUCUGCGGUCGCCCCAGCAGUGUCGAGCUGUAAUGACCGCUACACCGCUGAGGGGCUGCACAUCAUCGUCUCAGCGUACGAUACUGACGCGACAGCAAUCUCUGACCUCACUGGAGCACUGCAUGGCCUUGCUCUGCACAAGGCACCCCAAAGUCCCGCAAGGCACAUCGGUGGGGUUCACUCGGCACUCAACAGUCAUACGGGGCAAUCGGACAUGCGUGUACAACCCCAGUUCGCCAUGUAUCCCCUGGUGUUCCCGUCGCCAUUUGCCGCCAACGUUCCGUACAUGCUGGAACCGUUCCUCCCAGUCAGCGACCCUGGACCAGUGUCCCCAAUGCCUCCUGUGUCCCCUUCUUAUCCAGUCCUCGGUCAAUUGUUCCACACGCCGCCGUCCCCGGCUCUCACGUCGCACAACAGCUACAGCCCUUCUCGGCCGCUCUCGGGGUUUCAUAGAGGCGAUGCUCGAAGACAGAAUGCCAUGCGCGUCAAUCGGUCUCCCUACCAUAACAUCUCGAGCCACCACAACCACGUCGAUAUUAGCCGGAUCCGGGAGGGUAUUGAUGUGCGGACAACGAUCAUGCUGCGAAAUAUCCCCAACAAAGUCGAUCAGGCAAUGCUCAAACGAAUCAUCGACGAGUCCAGUUGGGGAAAAUAUGACUUCAUGUAUCUGCGCAUCGACUUUGCCAACGACUGCAAUGUUGGUUAUGCCUUCAUCAAUUUUGUCGAUCCCCUGGACAUAAUUGAUUUUGUCGAAGCGCGAGGAAAUCAGCGUUGGAACUGCUUCAAGAGCGACAAGGUCGCCGAGAUAUCUUACGCCACCAUACAAGGGAAGGAUUGCCUGGUGCAAAAGUUCCGCAACAGCUCCGUGAUGCUCGAGGCGCCUCAUUACCGGCCAAAGCUCUACUUCACCUCGAACGGCCCAAUGCCAGAGUUGGCGGGACAGGAGGAGCCAUUCCCAGAACCUGACAACCAGUCCAAGAUGAAGCGAAGCUGUGAGAAUGCGGAGCACGUCGGUCUGUUCACGCCUAACGCCGGCCAGCACUUCCGCGAUGAGCAGCGUCGCCGCCGUUCGCAAUACGACCGCGGCACUCGCCUUGCCGCCUUAGAGGAAUACGACUAUGAGGCGGCUAUCCAACACAUGUAUGGCACGACUGCACAGUGA
Molecule: messenger RNA, 1986 nt
Organism: Purpureocillium lilacinum
Lineage: Eukaryota; Fungi; Ascomycota; Sordariomycetes; Hypocreales; Ophiocordycipitaceae
Molecular function (GO): RNA binding
Source: RefSeq, a predicted model, not a curated record